AUGGGCGACAAAAACGAAACCUUUGUACCAAACUACGACAACUGCAAAGAAGUCUCGGAUAAAUGUCCUGUCGAAUUUACCAUCUAUGGUGAUUACCUCUCUGGGGGUGCCGCAGGGUUCUUUGCCGUCGCAUUCGUACUUUUACUCUUCGCACAGAUAUUCCAGGGCAUACGUGCAAAGACAUGGUCGUACAUGAUCUGGCUAGCCAUAGGAACCAUCUUCGAAAUCAUCGGCCAUAUCGAACGCUUCAGUCUCUCUCGAAACCCAUGGCAGCAAAAUGUGUUCAUCAUCUCUUACCUAACGCUUCUCCUCGCCCCGACGCUCGUCGCUGCUGCUAUAUCCGUCACCUUUAAGCACAUCGUCAUGUGGUACGGCGCAAAGUGGUCGGUCAUCAAGCCCAGGUUGUAUCCUCUUGUCUUUGUCGGCACGGACUUUCUUUCGAUUUUCAUACAGGUCAUCGGUGGUGGUUUGACGGCUUUGGAGACGGUGGGCAAGGGGACCAAGACGACCAAGAAGCUGGGAGAGAUCCUUGUUACUGGAGGAGUUGCGUUCCAGGUCGCCAACAUGAUGUGCUGUGGAACUCUUAUGUUGAUCUACAUUCAACGUCGAAACACGUCAUUGAAGGGUAGAGAUCUCUUGAUGGGUGCUCCUGCUUCUGCUCCUCCCGUGUACUCAGCUGGAGGUCCGACGCGUGAAAAGGUUCCUGUUGCUCGAGAGGAGGCUACUAACAAAGAAGCCAAAAUGGUGCGAUGGUUCUGUUACUGUCUGGGUAUCGCAUAUGUCUGCAUUAUCCUCCGAUGUGUCUACCGUAUCGCAGAGACCAUCCCGGCCAUCGCAAAAGAUGUCCUACGAAACGAACCUCUAUUCAUCGUGUUUGACGCGACAGCGAUGCUUAUUUCCAUCGGAGUUGUCACCAUUCUACAUCCUUGCUACUUCUUUCCUUACCUUGGCCUCAGCAAGAGUAAGAAGAGUCAGGGCAAGGUGUACGAGGGUAUUCGAAUGGAGAGUAACUCUGCUUUGAUCGGACGGCAACAACACCAGCCUCAGCAACGAGGGGCCGAAUCGCUACAGAAUAGCCUUGACGAAGGCUUGGAAUCUCGAACCACAGACGUCGAGUUCUCACUGCCCCCCGCCGAUGGUGGAAGGAAAGCCUAUUUAUUCUUGGCCGCAUGCUGGGUCGUCGAAGCCGUAACAUUUGGCUUUGGCUUUUCGUUUGGCGUCUUUCAAGAGUACUACAGUCACAAUGAACCGUUCGCAGGAUCCAGCAAUAUCGCUGCCAUUGGAACUACCACCACGGGCAUGUUGUACCUUGGAGCCCCCUUCGUCGUCAUAAUAUGUCGUUUCUACCCCCGUCAAGCUCGAUGGUUCACCUGGGCAGGCCUGGUAGUCACAUCCCUCGCCAUGGCAAUGAGUUCCUUCUGCACGACCGUACCACAACUCAUCGCAGUCCAAGGCGUAUUAUUCGGUAUCGGUGGCUGCUUCGCUUAUUGCCCCUGUACUCUCUACAUAGAUGAGUGGUUCGUGCAAAGAAAAGGUUUCGCUUAUGGCAUCGUCUGGAGCGCCGCUGGAGCUGGAGGCGCUAUACUUCCCUUGCUCCUCCAAGCUCUUCUGGAAAAAUACGGGUUCCAAACAACCGCGAGGAUCUGUUCGGGGAUUCUAUUUGGGAGUGCGGCUCCGUUGGCGUACUUUGUCAAACCCAGACUUCCACUGUCAUCUACGAUUAAUAGGAAACCUCUGAAUAUGCGGUUCGUCACGUCAAGGGUGUUUAUGCUGCAUCAGUUGGCAAAUGUGGUUGAAGCUACGGGUUACUUCCUCCCUACCAUUUAUCUACCAACUUAUGCUCGAACAACGUUCGGUACUUCAGCUGUCUUGUCAGCUCUGACUGUUAUUCUCGUCAACAUUGCCGCGACAGCCGGGUUGAUGAUUAUGGGAUUUCUCAGCGAUAGGCUCGCUGUCACGACAUGCAUGCUCAUAUCAGCAGUUGGCGUCGGCAUUUCUGUCUUGCUAGUCUGGGGACUCACAGCAUCUUUACCAGUCCUUUACGUCUUUUGCAUUAUGUACGGCUUCUUCGCGGGGUCUUGGGCUUCGAUAUGGCCUGGUAUCAUGAGAGAAGUGACUCAGAAAUUUCAAGACCAGAACGAACAUAUUGAUCCUGUCAUGGUUCAUGGCCAUCUUUGCGCUGGUAGGGGAGUAGGAAAUAUCAUCUCUGGGCCACUGAGUGGCUCUCUCAUCAGAGGACAACCUUGGCAGGGAAAGGUCAUUGGAGGCUACGGAAGUGGUUAUGGGAUCCUGAUCUUGUAUACUGGGUUGACGGGUUUGGUAAGUGGCAUCAACUUUCUAUGGCGAUAUGUCAACGUCCUGUAG
Messenger RNA from Fusarium pseudograminearum CS3096, 2364 nucleotides. RefSeq lists its product as uncharacterized. Gene Ontology annotation, biological process: transmembrane transport. Lineage: Eukaryota; Fungi; Ascomycota; Sordariomycetes; Hypocreales; Nectriaceae. Gene Ontology annotation, cellular component: plasma membrane; fungal-type vacuole. Bases 1 to 2364 code for a protein of 787 amino acids. The record is from RefSeq and is a predicted model, not a curated record. Gene Ontology annotation, molecular function: transmembrane transporter activity. The transcript has 5 exons.